Molecule: messenger RNA, 1614 nt
Organism: Peronospora farinosa
Lineage: Eukaryota; Oomycota; Peronosporomycetes; Peronosporales; Peronosporaceae
Source: the annotation of a GenBank genome assembly
AUGCCGCCGCUAUUCCACGAGCUGCGGUUCUACAUGUCCCGCAUGCUCUCGACUGAAGAAAAAGCAGAGCUUACGCAUCUUAUUGAAAGUAAUGGGGGCGUCGUGUCGAUUACACCUGCAGGUGCGAUGCAGCUUGUAAACAAUGAGACGCUGGAUGCAAGACAUCCAGAGUGGAUCUCGACGGACUUUGUUAAACAAUCGAUCGCGUUGGAGUCGCGACAAAAUCCAUUGCAAUACUCUGGCAAUAUAUUUACAAUUGAAAAGAACAAUCAAGAUGCUAAACGACAAGGAAGAAGGAAAUAUACGGUGAUAGACGAUGCUAGAAUGAUGCACUUUGCCAAAUUAAGAGGGUGGAGAUCCAUGCAGCCAUUAGCAGAGAGCGUGUGGAGAAGAGCAGAAAAGGAGAAAGUGACGUUUCACUCAGCUCAGAGCAUGCAUGAGCAUUUUAGGAAACAGCUGCAGCGGAAGACACUGAUUGAACAGCGUAGCAUCAUGACAAAGGCUGCGGCGUUAACAAGAGAGUGGAUGCUGGAGCAAGAAGGAGCAGCACAAGAGGAAAAAGUGACAGAAGAAAUGCAGUCUGAUCUUAACUCGACGGGAAUACAAAAUGUCGCGCCUCAGGAGUCAGUGACGUCAACACAUGCGUCACGACAUACUUUAAUUGCUACAGGUUGCAAUAGUCGAUCUAUGACAUAUGACGCGCUCCAAUUUGAGGGUCGAGGAGAGAAGAAAUGUAGCCGAAGAGACGUGAGGACCCGGUCCAGGAAGCCCACGUCUCCGUUGAGAAUCUUUCAGAGUCUCCAAAAAAGUGAAGAGUUAUCUGGAGGCAUCACGUCUCCCACCCUAGCUGCAUCUCUAACUCGACCUCCUCCAGCUAUGCCAGUUGUCCCAGCGGCAUUAGAGGUUCCGAUUGUUCAAGCCACCCCAGAAGACUUAGAGACAGGUGACCAAAGUGCAGAUAGAAAGCAGCAAAAACGCAAGCGCAUUACCCCAAGCAGCGAGGCCGCUAUCAGCGGUGAGUCCAGCCUAUUGCGCCAAGGCACGGAGGGUAGUGAUGCCGACAGUGUUGAGAGCAAGACUGGUAAAAAUAACGGCGUCUUUUUCCACAGUACCUGGACCGAGUUGGCCAGAGACUAUGCGAAGAGACGAAAACUGCAAAGGUUCUUUGAGCCUUCCUUGGUACCUGUUCCAGCAGAAGCCCAAGCAAGCAGCAUUGGGCUCGCAGUCACCCAUCCAAUUGACGUUGGCGUCUCUACAGCAGCUCAAUUGGAAGAAGGCUCACAGCAACUGAAGACGGUGGAGCAUGCUACAGAUAAAGACACUGAUCAAAUUAUCUGCGAUCUACAAUUUAGAACGCACCAAGACAUGCUGACAGUAGUCCAUGCAUUGUACUAUUGUAGCGGCGACGCAAAAGUAGCUGAAAACUUUUUGAAAGGCGCAAUGCCAUUAAGCAUGUGGUCUCCUGAGGAUGACCUCCUGCUUGCAAGUUUAGUGGCUGAGGACGGUAUCGAUCGCCUCGCAGUUGAUGCGGCUGUGGCUCGUGGGGAUUUCGUCUCAAUGCGCAUGCCACGUGAUACGGAUGCAAUUUUAAAGCGAGUUGCGUUUUUACGGUAA